Drosophila yakuba is the source of this 3334-nucleotide messenger RNA. RefSeq lists its product as uncharacterized. Bases 2230 to 3180 code for a protein of 316 amino acids. The transcript is spliced from 4 exons. Gene Ontology annotation, molecular function: carbohydrate binding. NCBI's taxonomy places the organism in Eukaryota, Metazoa, Arthropoda, Insecta, Diptera, Drosophilidae. The record is from RefSeq and is a predicted model, not a curated record.
GAGCACUGCUCUUCGGAUGGGCGUUCGGGUUCGGGCUGGGAAUCGACUCCACUUGGUGCGCUGGCACGGUCUCUCUGGCCGUAAACCCAUUAUCACUAUAUUGGUUGUACGAUUUGCGGAUCCGUCGCCAGUUGCCCGACUGUAAAAUCUGAUUUCUGUAGACGUGUCGUCGCUUCGCCACAACCGAUUCGAUACGGCUGGGGAAACUGACUUGGGAACGAGAUAAGAACUCUGGUCUGGAAAGGCACAGAGAGAAAAACAGACACAUGCUGAUCAUUUCGAAGAUCUAUCAUCACACCACCCAGGACUGAAUGGAAAUGUCGAAAUAUUCAAAGCGAUUGUCUUGAACUGGGGGGAUAUGAAAAGAUAUCCUUUUGAUAUCAUCAACAUAAAGCGACUUGAAAUUGAGGUAUCUAUGUUACCCUGGGAGCAUUAAGUUGGUUUUUUUCCAGUGCAGUGGGGUAGCAAAGGGUUUCUGGGUAGGACAAACGUGGCACUCUGCUAGUGUAAGGUGAAAAGGUAGCCGAAACCAAACUGAUAAUUGUGCAACGUACACAAACCUUGCUCGCAUUGCUCCACUUGCUCGCGGGUUAUCAGUUGGAGUGACAAGCGGAAAUUAAAGUUGAAAUCGACACGAUUAUUUCAUUAGUUCUGUUUAGUUUGCGAAGGGCCGAAGAAGUGGGCGUAUGCCCGGGGGGUGGAAGUGGGCGUGGGUGGUAUCCGAAAGGUCGGGCAGGAGUUGGCAAGGUCACCCGGAUGUUUAUAUUCGGCAGUCUAGUUGCCGAUUGACGGAUUGAUUGUCAGUGGCCAUAACUAACCAAUUAGCGAUUGCCAUUCGUAGCAGGCAAAGCCAGGCACAUCCUUGGCUGGUUGGAUCGGGAGAUGGUGGGUUGCCAGGUGGCUUGGGUGCCUUUGGUGCUCCAAGGUGAAACGCAAUCAGAAAUAAGUGCGCCCAGCCAAGUCGAGUUAAGCUGGAGACUUGGACCCAAUUCCAUCAGGUGCAAGCGACAGAAACAGCGAAGACAAACAGAGGCCACGUUUUUGGUAGGAGGAGUACAGUAAAGCCUCCAAAAAGAGGUCAGUUUCGCAAAAAACCGUCUUAAUCCUGGAUAUUGUUCAAAAGGGGAAAUAAGGCUAAUAAAACACAAAACUUCAGGCUUGGAUAGAUAGACUGGUCAGCUUUAAGGAGCUUCCACUGUUGGAGGGCACGAGUGGAGCCCUGGGAAGAUGUCAUUGGUUUGGACGUGGACGAAAGCGAAAGGUGUAGACGCAGACAGAGACGGAGACAGAACUUCAGCGAAUAUGCCAAGACACGCAACAACAAUGGAACCGUCAAAAGGGAGAGGCCAAGAUGGAGAACACGGCGAGAAGACAUUCUAAUAGUACAAUGCCUCGGGUCGACAGGGCGUAUUCAAAUGUAGCAGCAUGAUAUUCAUAAAAAGGAUAUGAGCAACCAUCAAAGAGUCCUUAUCAAGUAAAACUCCUCCAACUUGCAAUUCUAGAUCACAAACCCAUAAUAUGCUUUGUAUUUUUAUAACCAGUAGCUUGCGAGGUUAUAUGCGCAAUAAAUUUUAUGAUCGGAAAUUUGUAUGCGAUAAGUACUGUUUCGAGUUAGGAUCAUAAAUGUUUUAUCUUCGAAAAAAGUAUUUGAUUUUGCUUAUGGUACAAGUGCUACGAUGAUGAUCAAAUACUUAAAGUUUAAGCAAAAAUAGGGAUAACAACUAAUUGCAGCCUAGUUUUUCUCGCAGUGCCACUGGUAACUAGCAACAAAUGGGCAGUCGGCAGUUGGGGGCGUGACAGCAACCGUGAAAAGAACUCGAGGAUGACAGUUAUGGGUUACAAAGGCAAGGAUUGAAUCAAAUAAAUAAACGCGCAAGGUUCUCGUCAUGGAGCGCGGCUCACUGGGUCGGAUACAGGGGGCGGGGAUUUAUAUGGGAUUCGAUUGAACGGGUUGAGCUAUGCGCGGGGGCAGGGAUUCGGGUAUGGGCAUGGGCCUGGGGGUAACCUUACCACGUCGACGUCCACGUCCAUGUCAAGUUUGCAUGCGGCUGCAGGUAAUUCCCCAUUUCACCCGCCUUUACAUAAUCACAACAAAUGAACGAGGAAAGGCGACGGAUGGCGAAUCUAUUAGCAUAAGGGCGCAUAAAACGGCGCCGUAGCCGGAUCCGGCUGGAUUCCAUCGAGGAUUCGCACUCGUCGACUCAGUUGCAGUGGAGCCGUGGAGCCGCGAUGAACGUCUGGAAAGCAAAGGUCCUAACGGAAGUCCCCUUCGGACACGUCCUCAUCGUCAGUGGGCGCGUCAAGCCUCAUCCGAAUAAAAUUUCGCUGGACCUCACGGAUAAUGUGAACGCGCUGAACGAGAGCGAAACGGUGUUCCUGAAGAUCGAGGCCAACUUCCGCGAGGGCCAGAUCAUCCGCAGCAUGUUCCAGCCGGGCGAGGGAUGGCAGCAGGAGGAGAUCUCCAAGAACUGGAAGUGCGACGGCCCCAAGAAUCCGCUGCAGCCGGGCCAGAGCUUCACCUUCCGGGUGGCGGUGCUGCAGCGAUGCUUCGAGAUCUACGUGAACGAUCAGCUGUACGGGUCUUUCGAGUUCGUGAAGUUCCCCAAGCAAAUCAACUACGUGCGGACCUACGGGGACUUCGAGAAGAUCACCCAGUUCCACCACCGCAUGCUCUUUCCGCUCGUCUUCCCCAGAACGCUCAUGUGUCCGGACAAGGUGGCCUUCCAGAGCGACGUGCCCAGGCGAUACGAAACCGGUACUGUGGUGGCCAUGGAGUGCAUCGCCAAGGGGCCACCGACCACGGAGUUCUCCAUCUGCUUCCAGUGCAACGACACCGGGAGGACGGUGCUCCGGUUCCACGUGAACUUCGAUCGGACAACGGUGUCACGCAGCUACCAGCGCGAGGACAACAGCUUUGCCUUAAGCGACGAGGAGACCGAGGGCGAAUUCCCAUUUGUGCGCGGAAAGCUCUUCAAGAUCGCCUUUGGCCUCGGCGAUCGGGCUUUUCUGAUCGCCGUCAACGGGCAGUACUUCACCUACUACAACUUCCCCGGACGCCCCUUCUCCAUAUCCACAUUGAAGUGUUUCACCAACGAAGUGGGCGACUUCGCCGUGAGGAGCAUGGAGUACCACUCGGAUUCCCCGCUUCUGUCCCGCGUGGAGAAGUUGUCCAUCAUUUAGUCGAAAGUGAUUCCUGUAGUCUUCUUUAAUCGAUUCGAUUUCUCGUAGUAUGCUCUUUGUUCAAUCGUUGGCUUUGAUCACCGUACAGCACCAGUUAACUUCUUCUUGUGAGCAUAUAAAUAAAGCAAAGCAGCUCUCCAAACUUACAAAGUAA